Funneliformis geosporum is the source of this 228-nucleotide messenger RNA. NCBI's taxonomy places the organism in Eukaryota, Fungi, Glomeromycota, Glomeromycetes, Glomerales, Glomeraceae. The record is from the annotation of a GenBank genome assembly.
AUGAUUAUUGAUUAUUUUGCAUGGUCAGAAGAUCCAGCAUCAAAAGAAUGUAACAUUUGUGAUAAUUGUCUUCAGCGUGCAUCUGAUAAACCAGUUUGGUCUCAAGUAAAGGAUCAGUUUCAAGCAAAGGAUGUUAAAAAUAAGUUCAGAGAACUACCAGUUUAUCUAGAAAAAUUUUCAAGAAAGCUCAAAACUAAAGAGAAUGCAUUUUUGUUAUUAGAUAAUUUG